Messenger RNA from Eimeria tenella, 1931 nucleotides. RefSeq names its product M16 family peptidase, putative. The record is from RefSeq and is a predicted model, not a curated record. Lineage: Eukaryota; Apicomplexa; Conoidasida; Eucoccidiorida; Eimeriidae. The annotation marks the transcript as partial. The transcript has 2 exons.
UUAUUGAAAUAAUCAAUGAGUACUUUUUGUACGGCAGCAAACCAGAAGAGCUGCAGCAGCAAAUGGAUCAGCCAAAGAUUGCUGCUGCUUUGCUGCAGCAGCCGGAGUCUUACUGGGCGAACGUUUUGCUGCAGUGGUUUGCUGCUGCUCCUGCUGCAGUGGUUUGCUGCUGGCCGUCGCGGCGGCUGCAGCAGCAGCAGGCGGCAGCAGACGCAGCAGCAGCAGCAGCAAUUCGCCAGCAAGUUGGCAGCAGCAAACUGCAGCAGCUGCAGGAUUAUAUUGCUGCUGUCAAAAUCAAACAAAGUCAAAAACCCCCGCAGCAGCUUUUAGACAAAGUCCCUUUUGCUGCUCUUGAUGCUGUGUCUCUCUUCAAGCCCGAAGUUGCUGCUAACUUCCCUCUCCCUGCAGCAGCAGCAGCAGCAGCAGCAGCAGAGGGCGCGGACGAAGAAGCAGCAGCAGCAGCAGAGAAGAUACAGGGCUGCAGCAACUUGCUGCUGCUGCUGACCAGCAUUCCUUCCCAGUUUGUGUCUCUUUGUUUAGUUGUUCGAAUACCGCAGCACUGGAGCAGCAAGCAGCAGCUGCUGCUGCUGCAGCUGCUGCUGCUGCUGCAGGAGUGUGACAUUGAAAUAACCCGCAAGGAAGCCAAAAUGCUGCAGCUAGAAGACGACCUCAUUGAAAAGGGCAUUGCUGCUGCUGCUGCUGCUGCUGCAGCGGCAGCAGAAGAAGAAGGAACAGCAGCAACAGCAGCAACAGCAGCAGCAGCAGAUGAAGAUGAGACUCCUGUGCGGCUGCCGCACUCUGUGCUGUCGAAGCUGCUGCUGCAGCUAACUACGGGCCACAGCGUGAGCUGUGGGGCGAGCAGCAGCAGCAGCAGCAGCAGCAGCAUCGGGUUUGCUGCUGGGGCGUUCCGGGAGCUCGUGUCUGUGCAGCUAACUGCUGCUGCACACAACUUCGAGCUGCUGCUGCUGCUGCUGCGGGCGAUUUGCUGCUGCGUCUGCAUCGAGGGUUCUCGGGUGUAUGUACAGCUCAAGAAGCAGCAGAAGCAACUCUUGAGACUUAAAAGAAAACCUAAUUAUUUGCUGCUGCAGUUAGCAGCAGCAAUUUGGUUCGACAGAAAAGCAAUGGUCAACCUCGCGGGCUGGGGCAGCAGCAACAAAGCCACUGCAGCAGCAGCAGCAGCAGCAGCAGCAGCAGAGGCAGACGGAAAGAAGGCCGAAGCAGCAGCAGCAGAGCCCGCCACACCAGCAGCAGCAACAGAACCCACUGCAGCAGCAGCAGCGGCACCAGCAGAUGCAGCAGCAGCAGCAGCAGACGCAGCAGCAGCAGCAGGUGCAGCAGCAGCAGCAGCAGGAAAGGCCGCCUUCAAGUCCUACCUUAAAGAGCUUACUGAGGUGUAUCGACAGCUCUUCGCAACCCCACAAAAGCUGCUGCACUUAACAGCAGAUAAAAAGCUGCUGCCAAACAAUUUUGUGGAAAAGAUAAAUGGACUUUUUAAUUCAAAUAAAGACAAUAAGCAGCAGCAAACAGCAGCAGCAGCAGCAGCAACAGCGGCAGGAACGGAGCCCCUGCACAGCUUCCUCGGCAUUCGGCUCGCAGCAGAAGAUAAAGUUGGGAGGCAACCAGCAGCAGCAGCAACAGCAGCAGCAGAUAAUGCAGCAGCAGCAGCAGCAGCAGCAGCAGCAGAACCCGAGACACUGGCGCCAGCAGAACCAGCAGAACCAGCAGCAGCAGCAACAGCAGCAGCAGCAGCAGCAGCAGCAGCAACAGCUCGGGUGGUUGUGGGACUGGGCUGCAGCAGCGCGUCGUACGUACAGGCCACAGUUGAAGCAGCAGAAGGGUUUUCAAAUCCAGAGUUUGCUGCCCUUCUAAUUCUUUCAGAAUGCUGCUCCAUGAUGGAAGACCCCAGAGCCAGGCCCUCACAAGCCCGCUAG